This is a messenger RNA of Prorocentrum cordatum, 877 nucleotides long. The record is from the annotation of a GenBank genome assembly. NCBI's taxonomy places the organism in Eukaryota, Dinophyceae, Prorocentrales, Prorocentraceae.
UUCCGUGAGUGCUGUGCGAUUUCGCUGGACAGGCACCUGCGGAAGUCGCUGCGUCUGGAAUGAGCGGUUGAAGACAAGUCUGUAUGGAUGUACGCAGCUGGCGCUAAGAGCACAAGCGGAUGCUGCUGCUUCUGAGCAUCAUCGUGAAACUGAUGCACGAGUUACAGCUCCAUGCAGCCAUAUUCGACACACUUGCUUGGAAUGUCGGGACUUCCAAUGCAGAGAAGAGAAGGAUGUUCAGGAGCAGAGUGGAACAUGAUGGGCGGCGCGGGCGAGGUGACGGGCCCAGGCCCAGGCUCGCCGCAGGCAGGCGUUGGCAAGAGCGGCGGCGGCGGAGGCGAAGGGCAUGCGGGGCGGGUGGCCACGGAACAUCGCAGGCGAGGAGGCCGGCCCCGAGCGCGGGCAUGGGCUCGGCGGCAAGAGCGGGCGCCGCGCGCGCCCUGGAGGAGGCGCGCAGGGCCGCCAAGGAGACGGUCUUCCUCUGGGCGGCGUUUUGGCGGAGUUCCAGGCAGCGCGGGAAGCGCUGCCCGAGCUUAGUCGCCCGACAUGGGGCAAUCAGAAGGCCUGGCGGCGUGAGCUCGCGGAGCUGCCUCGGCAAUCUUGAUCUGCUGCUGCGCCGCGACCGGCCGGCGGGCGCGGGGCGGAGCGCCUCUGCUUCAGCCCGUUGGCGGGCGCGCGCAUCCAUCUCCUUCUGCUCCUCCCCUCCGCCCCCGCCCGCUCCACCAUCGCCGCCGCCGCCUGGCGGCCUCCGUGGUAACCGCCAUCUCCCAUGAUAAAUACGCGGCGUUGGCGGCUGUUGAUGUCGCGUGCCACCUCGUCGCCGACCCGAUUCUUCGCCCUUUCCAUCCAGGUGAUGGGCUCGCUGGGGUUCCUGGCG